This is a messenger RNA of Carya illinoinensis, 3004 nucleotides long. RefSeq names its product receptor like protein 22-like. The record is from RefSeq and is a predicted model, not a curated record. The transcript has 2 exons. Gene Ontology annotation, molecular function: protein binding. The coding region runs from base 60 to 2747 and encodes 895 amino acids. Lineage: Eukaryota; Viridiplantae; Streptophyta; Magnoliopsida; Fagales; Juglandaceae.
CGCUCCAUAUCUACUUCUUCGUUACCUCUCCAAACCAAAUCAAGAAAUUAAAGAGAAAAAUGAAAGUGCAAUCCCUCCUUUCGCUUAUGCUUCUGUGCCUCCUCCACGUUCAUCCAACCCUCCACCUCCUAUCGGAAAAGAGUGCCCUCCUCUCCGUCAAAUCCUCCAUCACUGAUGACCCAGAAUCAUUUCUUUCUACGUGGAACGCCUCCACUAGCCACUGCAACUGGACGGGUAUCACGUGCCACCCUUCCAGUCGUCGCGUGAUCGCCCUCGAUCUCUCAAACCUUCGACUCUCUGGUACUCUCUCCUCGGACCUGGCUCAUCUCUGUUUCCUCUCCAAACUCUCCGUCGCCUUUAAUGGGUUCUCCGGGGCCAUCCCCGCCGAGCUCUCUUCCCUCUCUGACCUCCGCGUCCUCAAUCUCUCAUAUAAUCGCUUCCACGGCACCUUCCCCUCCCAGCUCUCCCUCCUCAAGAACCUUCAGGUUUUGGAUCUCUAUGACAACUUCAUGACCGGUGACUUGCCCCUGGCCGUCACCCAAAUGCCCAACUUGCGCCAUUUGAAUCUAGGUUAUAACUUCUUCUCAGGUCGGAUAACGUCCCAGUUUGGGCAAUGGAAAUUCUUGGUAUACUUGGAUGUAACCCAUAACAACCUCGAGGGUCCUAUACCGCAGGAGAUAGGAAACUUGACCAACCUCAGGGAGCUCUACAUUGGAGGUUACAACAAUAAGUACGAAGGUGGCAUACCCUCGGAGAUCGGGAACCUAUCGGAACUAGUUCGUUUAGAAGCCAUCGGCUGUAACUUAUCCGGUGAGAUUCCAGCGUCGUUUGCCGACAUGCCAGAGCUGGAGAAGCUGGAUUUGUCGGAGAACAACUUUAGCGGGAUCAUUCCUCAGAGGCUGGGAAGGAAUGGGAAGCUUCAGGUUCUUGAUCUUUCAUCGAAUAAUUUGACUGGGACUCUACCUCCUGAUAUGUGUUUUGGUAAUCGGCUUGAGUUACUGUAUACUGAGGAAAAUUCAUUGGUCGGUCCAAUCCCGGACGCACUCGGGAGGUGCGAGUCGCUAUUUGUAAUCCGAAUGCAGCACAACUUUCUCAAUGGUUCAAUACCAAGAGACCUUUUCCGUUUGCCCAAUCUCACCGACGUGAUGCUGCAGAAUAACCGUCUGACCGGGAAGUUUCCCAUUUUCUCGAGAAAAGAUUCUAAAUUGGAGGAACUAGAUAUUUCUGACAACAAGAUUCAGGGGGAGCUACCUAGUUGGAUCUGGAGACUUCCCCAUCUUGAGAGUUUGAAUCUUUCUCAUAAUUGUCUAGAGACUCUAGAUGUGAAUUUAAACUCUCCCAACACUUCCCAAUCCAGGUUGACAAUCAUAGACCUUCAAUCCAACCAGCUCCAAGGGCAACUUUCAACUCUCCCACUGCAUUUUCGGUACACCAGGGAAAUGGGGAGGCGCACUUUUUUCUCUGUUUCGAGGAAUAAAUUCGACGGGGCUAUUCCUACAUCACUGUGCAAUGCUACAAUUCUAUAUGUUUUAGACUUGUCCCAUAAUCGCUUAACUGGCACGAUUCCCCAAUGCUUAAUUGAAAUGGGAAGAGUUUUAAGCGUGAUGAAUUUAAGGGGAAACAAUCUUACUGGCAUAAUUCCUGACUCCUUUCCAUUCAAUUGUAAUUUACAAAGUUUGGUUCUGAAUGGAAAUCAACUAGAAGGAGAGCUACCAAAAUCCCUGGACAGGUGCAAUGCAAACUUGGGGGUUUUGGACAUCGGGAACAAUCUCAUUCAGGAUACCUUCCCAUGUUAUUUGAAGAACAUAGACACGUUGCAGGUCCUUAUUUUGCGAUCUAACCAAUUUCAUGGGUCUAUUAAUUGUCUUGACGCUAAUACCACCUGGUCCAAACUUCAAAUCUUAGACCUGGCCUCGAACCAUUUUGUUGGAAAGUUUCCAAUACGUUACUUUUCUAGCUGGAAGGCAAUGAUGGGAACCGAAAAGGAAAUGGAAAGUAAGGGUGGAUCUGAUUCUAUUGUAGCUGGUCCCAAAUACCGAGGUUUUCCUUCCCCACCCUAUCAAAUUAGUGUAAAUCUUACAUUAAAAGGUCAAGAUUUGGAGUUUGUGAAGCUCCUAGCUAUCACAACCUCACUUGAUCUGUCGUGCAAUAGUUUUGACGGAGAUAUACCUAAAGAAAUAGGAGAAUUCAAAGUUCUAUAUGCCCUCAACUUAUCUCACAAUGCUUUUACGGGUCAAAUUCCACAAGCUUUAGGAAACUUGAGAGCUCUUGAGUCACUAGACUUGUCGAGCAACAAGCUCAUUGGAGAGAUUCCUCUCCAACUUGCAGAUUGUCUUACUUUCCUGUCAACCCUUAACCUUUCCUUCAAUCAAUUGGUGGGAAAGAUUCCACAAAUAAGGCAAUUUGCUACAUUUUCGGAAAGUUCCUUUGAAGGAAACAUAGGAUUAUGUGACUUUCCUAUGAAAGAAAAAUGCAUACAUGAAGAAUUGAGACCUUCUGCUCCUCCAUAUUCUGGGAAUUCAAUUGAUUGGGACUUUUUAAGUGUUGAAUUGGGAUUUGUUUUUGGCCUCGGAAUUUUUAUUGGACCUCUUAUAUUUUGGACGAGGUGGAGGAAACGCUACUACAAACAUGUCGACGAUAUUGUUUUUAAAAUGUUUCCUCGGACAUACAUAAGAAUAGAAAAUUAUCGAAGCGGAGGACACAGGAAUCAAGGACGGCAAGCACGUAAGAAUCAAGGUGGGAGGUAAUGCUCAGUGCUGUCAGGCUGCACAAAAUAUGAAAUAUCAGGAAGUAAUAUGGCCUCGAUCCUCCCACCGUGUAGCAGAAAGCGUUAUGGGGAUGAAGCACAGGGCUUUGUACCCACAAUUACAUUUGUAUAAGUUUUUAAUAGUUUUGGCGUUACUUUAUGUAAGAAUUUAGUCUAAUUUAGCAAAAUAUAUGAAGCAACUUCUUCUGAUUUGCAUAUUGGCCUAUACGUAAUACUCUGCACAUUGAAUUAGCUAAC